CGGUUGCUAGGCAGCACAGAAGUUUGGGUGGUUCUCCAAAAUGUCAAUAUGGCCCCUCUGCUGCCCCCUGUUGGUGCGGAGGUGUUUAGACGCUUCACACCAGCCUCACUGGAGGAAAUUCAGCGAAGGCAUGAAGCUGAAGAGAAGGAGCAGCAAAUCAGAAAGGAGCAGAACAUUGAGAUAGCAGAGGAGGAUCUUCCUAAACCAGCAAGUGACCUGGAAGCUGGGAAGCCCCUCCCCUUUAUUUAUGGAGACCCGCCCGCUGAGUUUCUCAACAUCCCAUUGGAGGAGCUGGAUCCCUUCUACCAAUCACAAAAGACCUUCAUCGUUCUCAGUAAGGGAAAUGUCAUCUACAGGUUCAACGCUGAACCAGCCUGUUACCUGUUGAGUCCCUUCAGCCCUCUGAGGAUCUUCUCCAUCAGGAUCCUCAUCCAUUCUUUAUUCAGCUUGUUCAUCAUGGUGACAAUCCUGACCAACUGUGUGUUCAUGACCAUGAGCGAUCCUCCACCGUGGAGCAAGACAGUGGAAUACGUAUUCACGGGCAUCUACACGUUUGAGGCAACCAUCAAAGUUUUAUCCAGAGGGUUCUGCGUAGGAGACUUCACCUUCCUGAGAGAUCCGUGGAACUGGCUGGACUUCAUGGUCAUCAGCAUGGCAUACCUGACAGAGUUUGUUGACUUGGGAAACGUAUCGGCACUGAGGACGUUCAGAGUGCUUCGAGCCCUGAAAACCAUCACAGUAAUCCCUGGCUUAAAGACGAUUGUCGGAGCGCUCAUCCAAUCAGUGAAGAAGCUGCGUGAUGCCAUGAUUCUGACUGUCUUUUGCCUCAGUGUCUUUGCUCUGAUUGGUCUUCAGCUAUUCAUGGGAAACCUCAGACAAAAAUGCGUACUGAUCCCACCGCUAUUACGCAACGACACAUCAGAGGGAGCUUUCAACAUCAGUUUCCACGAAAACAACAGCAGUGACUUUGAUUUCUACACACACAUUAACAACCCAGACAAUUAUUACCACCUACCUGGUCAACUUGAUGCUCUGCUGUGUGGAAACAGCUCUGAUUCAGGGACCUGUCCAGAUGGAUACAUGUGUCUGAAGGCAGGGAGAAACCCAAACUAUGGGUAUACCAGCUACGACAGUUUUGGUUGGGCGUUUCUGUCUCUGUUCAGACUCAUGACCCAGGACUUCUGGGAAAACCUCUUCCACCUGACGCUGCGAGCUGCAGGUAAAACCUACAUGAUCUUCUUCGUGGUCAUCAUCUUCCUUGGUUCCUUCUACCUCAUUAAUCUCAUCCUGGCGGUGGUUGCCAUGGCGUACGCUGAGCAGAAUGAGGCUAACAUUGCUGAGGCCAAACAAAAAGAAGAGGAGUAUGCCCAGAUUCUGGAAGCACUGAAGCAGAGAGAAGAGGAGCAAGCGGCCAAGAGGGCGGCGCUCUUGGAGAAUCAAGACCCCGCAUCACAAAGCCAAGAGGAGCAUACGAACAUGGAAGAGUUUGAGGAUGACCAGAGACCAUGUCCUCCAUGCUGGUACAUGUUUGCUAACAUCUUCCUGAAGUGGGACUGUUGUGGCUGUUGGCGAUGGCUGAAAAAGCUUCUGUAUACUAUCGUCAUGGAUCCAUUUGUGGACCUUGCCAUCACCAUCUGCAUUGUCCUCAACACUGUCUUCAUGGCCAUGGAGCAUUAUCCAAUGACUGAGGAGUUUGAAGAUCUUCUCAGCACUGGAAAUUUGGUCUUUACAGGGAUCUUUACAGCUGAGAUGGUUCUCAAACUUUUGGCAAUGGAUCCAUAUUAUUACUUCCAGGUGGGCUGGAACAUCUUUGAUAGCAUCAUUGUCACCAUGAGUCUGGUGGAGCUAGGACUGGCUAAUGUUCAGGGUCUGUCAGUGUUGCGGUCCUUCAGAUUGAUGAGAGUGUUUAAGCUAGCCAAGUCGUGGCCGACUCUCAACAUGUUGAUAAAGAUCAUCGGGAACUCUGUGGGAGCCCUGGGGAACUUGACGCUGGUUCUCGCCAUCAUUGUCUUCAUCUUCGCUGUCGUUGGGAUGCAGUUGUUUGGAAAGAGCUACAAAGACUGUGUCUGCCGCAUUGCAGAAGACUGUGAGCUUCCUCGCUGGCACAUGAACGACUUCUUUCAUGCCUUCCUCAUCAUCUUCAGGGUUCUGUGUGGCGAGUGGAUCGAGACAAUGUGGGACUGUAUGCAAGUUGCAGGGGAACCUAUGUGUCUGAUUGUCUUCAUGAUGGUACUGGUGAUUGGAAACCUGGUGGUCCUGAAUCUGUUCCUGGCCUUGCUGCUAAGCUCGUUCAGUGGGGACAAUCUUGCAGUUACAGAAGAUGAAGGAGAAAACAAUCUCCAGAUUGCGAUAAACCGGAUCAGCAGGGGUGUAGCCUGGACCAAGGCCUGGUUCCUGAAACACAUUUGGACUUUGGUGGGAAAGAAAACAAACGUGAACUCAGAUGUGAAUGCUGUACCCUGUGAAGAAGGUGAAAAAUCAAAGGAAGUUUUAGCUCUGACAAUCGUGAAUUCUGAGCAGCCGAUGGUUCAAGUUCCCAAAGUUGAUCUGUCGUUCCUGAGCAGCUACUACCAUAACAUCACAUGUCUGAAGGUCCCCAUUGCUGAAGCCGAGUCUGAUUUUGACAUGCCUGAAAAUGAAGAUGAUGAAGAUGAAGAUAAUGAGGAGGAUGACACAGAAGACGAGCUUUCACAAGGUGAUGAGUCUUCGAUCUGCAGCACUGUGGAGAGAGCUCCUGAAGUCCAAAAAAUAGAAGAGGUAGAAGAAACUCCAGAGGACUGCUAUACAGAAAAGUGUUACAAUCGCUGUCCCUGUCUGGAUAUAGACACGACCCAGAGCAAAGGAAAGAUCUGGUUUAAUUUCAGGAAAACUUGCUUCACCAUCGUAGAGCACAACUACUUCGAGACAUUCAUCAUCUUCAUGAUCCUGCUGAGCAGUGGAGCUCUGGCCUUUGAGGACAUCUACAUUGAGCAGCGCCGGGUAAUCAAGAUAAUUCUGGAAUAUGCAGAUCAGGUUUUCACCUACGUGUUUGUGGUGGAGAUGAUUCUCAAGUGGGUCGCUUAUGGAUUCAAGACCUACUUCACCAAUGCCUGGUGCUGGCUGGACUUCCUCAUCGUAGAUGUGUCUCUGGUGUCACUGACAGCAAACAUCCUGGGAUACUCUGAGCUGGGAGCUAUCAAGUCUCUGAGGACUCUAAGAGCAUUAAGGCCCCUCAGGGCCUUGUCUCGCUUUGAGGGCAUGAGGGUGGUGGUUAAUGCACUGGUUGGUGCCAUCCCCUCCAUCUUCAAUGUGCUGCUGGUCUGUCUGAUCUUCUGGCUCAUCUUUAGCAUCAUGGGUGUGAACCUGUUUGCAGGGAAGUUUUAUUACUGCUUCAACGAAACAUCAGAGGAGUAUUUCUUUCCUGAGGAAGUCAACAAUAAAACCCAGUGUCUCGAUCUGAUUGAGAAAGGCUUCUCCGAGGUCCGUUGGAAGAACACAAAGAUCAACUUUGACAACGUUGGGAUGGGCUACCUGUCUCUGCUGCAAGUGGCCACAUUUAAAGGUUGGAUGGACAUCAUGUAUGCAGCAGUGGACUCCAGAGAGGUGGAGUCCCAGCCAAUGUAUGAGGACAACUUGUACAUGUACAUGUACUUUGUCUGCUUCAUUAUCUUCGGGUCCUUCUUCACCCUCAACCUCUUCAUAGGAGUCAUCAUCGACAAUUUUAACCAGCAGAAAGCAAAGCUCGGAGGAACAGACAUAUUUAUGACAGAAGAACAGAAGAAAUACUACAAUGCCAUGAAGAAACUGGGAUCCAAAAAGCCUCAGAAACCUGUUCCCCGGCCUACAAACAAGUUCCAGGGUCUAGUCUUCGACCUUGUGACCAAGCAGUUUUUUGAUAUCCUCAUCAUGGUGUUGAUCUGUCUCAACAUGGUGACGAUGAUGGUGGAAACAGAUGAGCAGAGUCCUGAAAAGGAAAACAUCCUGUACUGGGUCAACCUUGUCUUCAUUGUCAUUUUCAGCACAGAGUGCUGUCUGAAAAUGAUCGCUCUACGAAAGCACUACUUUAGUGUCGGAUGGAACAUAUUUGACUUUGUAGUCGUUAUAUUGUCCAUUGUUGGCCUUCUUCUUGCUGAUAUCAUUGAGAAGUACUUCGUUUCUCCCACUCUCUUCCGUGUGAUCCGACUGGCUCGCAUUGGGCGGAUUCUUCGUCUCAUUCGUGGAGCUAAGGGAAUUCGAACACUGUUGUUUGCCUUAAUGAUGUCUCUUCCUGCCCUCUUCAACAUUGGCCUCCUUCUCUUCCUCAUCAUGUUCAUCUUCUCCAUCUUUGGGAUGUCUAAUUUUGCUUACGUGAAGAAGGAAAGCAUGAUUGAUGACAUCUUUAACUUUGAGAGCUUUGGGAACAGUAUGAUCUGCCUGUUUAUGAUCACUACAUCAGCUGGAUGGGAUGGACUGCUGAAUCCCAUCAUGAACACACCUCCAGACUGUGAUCCAGACUUUGAAAACCCAGGCACAUCUGUCAGAGGAAACUGUGGCAGCCCGGCGGUGGGCAUUGUCUUCUUUACUUCAUACAUCAUCAUGUCUUUUCUGGUGGUGGUCAAUAUGUAUAUCGCCAUUAUCCUGGAGAACUUUAACGUCGCCACAGAGGAGAGCGCCGACCCACUUUCUGAGGAUGACUUUGAUAUGUUCUAUGAAACCUGGGAGAAGUUUGACCCUCGAGCUUCGCAAUUCAUACACUACAGUGAGCUGUCAGACCUCUGUGAUACUCUACAGGAUCCUAUGAGGAUUCCCAAACCCAACACCAUCAAACUGAUGCAAAUGGACUUGCCUUUGGUUCCCGGAGACAAGAUCCACUGUAUGGACAUCCUGCUAGCUCUCACUGCAGAGGUUUUGGGUGAAUCUGAGGCAAUGGAUGCUCUAAAGGCCACAAUAGAGGAUAAGUUCAUGGCCAACAACCCUACAAAGAAGUUGUAUGAACCAAUCAGCAACACUUUGCGUAAGAAACAUGAGGAUCUGGCAGCAACAGUGAUCCAGAGAGCCUACAGGAGAUGUCUUCUGCAGCGAGUGAUCAAACUGGCGUCCUACAAGUACAGAGAGAGGACAGGGGGACAGCGAGACAAUCUGUCUCCACCAGAGACGGAAGGAUUUCUCUGUAAACGAAUGGACCAGCUGUAUGGAGACAGUGAGACGGCUCUGGCUGCUCCAGCUGAGGACCGGACUGUCCAGGCGGAACCACAGAGGGACAUUCUCCUCCACUCUGCUCCUCCGCACAGCGACUGCAACUUCCUACACGAUGAGAGCCUGACAGAGACGAUGAUGCAGCUGCAGACAAACUCGAAUCAGGAGUGUUUCCUGUCAAAGGAGCAGCAGACUGAGUAACCCAGAUGACUCUUCUCUGUUUAACAGAGCUUUCUUCAGUUCAGUUUGACACGAAAACCCACAAGGAAAGUGACUCUGGGUUAUUAAUGCCACAAAAGAAACAAAUAAUGUUUCCAAACAGCUCUUCACUUCACUGCUCAUCACUUCAAAGCCAAGACAUCUUUACUUAUCCUUCCUUGUUUCUUUCUUCUGAUUGGUGGAUAUUGAUGUGAUGAAAAGCUGAAGAAACCAAUGGCUGCUAAAAUUGAAGUAGCAAACAGCCAUUCAGAAAGGUUUGGAUUAGGUGAAGAAAGUGGUUAUGUACCAUUAGCCCGCCAGUGGAGCAUCGGAUAGUUGGAGCUUUGGAGCAUGGGCUGCAUGAACGCCCACUUUUACCAUGUCACUCAUAUUCACUCAUAUAACCAGGCUGCUUAAUGCAGAACCUAAAUGUCUUAAAUUUACGAGUAAAGUCAAUUAAUCUGCUGGACAGCAGGAGAUCCAGGCAGUGGGUUAAUCAGCAGGUGUUUGGGAUUUUGUUCCGUACAGUAACGAUGAAAUGAACACAGAGAGUUGUGACAGCUCACACCUGGUUUAAGGUGGCACCUCCUUCCACCAGCAGACACCCAGCCCUGCAUGAAGGAGGAAAACUCCUCCAUCAGUCCCCAAGUCGUCACCCAGCAGACUGCAAACUGGAGGUGACAAUAACUGACUGCGAUGUCAUCACAAGUGUAAAAUGUGGGUCAUUCGUAGCUGAAUAAAGGUUAAACCAAAGGAUGUUACUGUGAAUGUUAUGACAAUGUUACUGCGUUUUAUUCUUCCUUCCUUUUUCUUUCUUGCUUCAGUGCACGAAUCUGGACUCAGAUUAAACGUUUGUACUUUUGUUCUACAAAGGAAUUCAACCCUUUUCCCCCCCUAUGAAAUAAUGUUGCAUCAUGCAAUGUUGACUUUAACGGAUGAAUCAGUAUAUUUGAAAGAUUUCACCUGCAAUAACAUCUAUGCGAUUAAAGCUUCAGAUUGUAUUGAG
Poecilia latipinna (sailfin molly) is the source of this 6358-nucleotide messenger RNA. RefSeq names its product sodium channel protein type 4 subunit alpha B-like. NCBI's taxonomy places the organism in Eukaryota, Metazoa, Chordata, Actinopteri, Cyprinodontiformes, Poeciliidae. Gene Ontology annotation, molecular function: voltage-gated sodium channel activity. Gene Ontology annotation, cellular component: voltage-gated sodium channel complex; plasma membrane. The transcript is spliced from 30 exons. The record is from RefSeq and is a predicted model, not a curated record. Gene Ontology annotation, biological process: membrane depolarization during action potential; neuronal action potential; sodium ion transmembrane transport. Bases 49 to 5355 code for a protein of 1768 amino acids.